Molecule: messenger RNA, 265 nt
Organism: Staurois parvus
Lineage: Eukaryota; Metazoa; Chordata; Amphibia; Anura; Ranidae
Source: the annotation of a GenBank genome assembly
CAGGGGCGGACUGACCAUUCGAGCACUCGGGCACUGCCCGAGGGCCAGGGGUCAGUAGGGGGCCCCAUGAAAUGCCCCUGGUACCUUUUUUAUAGGCUUUUUUUGAGUGUGGGCAAGGACACAGGGGCCCCAUGACCCCCUAUUGCCCGGGGGCCCCAUGAGUUGUCAGUCCGCCUCUGUUCACAGUGCAGCCUCAUUAGGGCUGCCUAUCAGUGUCCAUCAGUGCUGCCUAUCAGUGCCCAUCAGUGCAGCCUCAUCAGUGUAC